AUCUCUAUCUCUAUCUCUUUCUCUCUCGUACUACUCUUACUACUAGAGAGAAUUAAUCGUAAUAAUAUUAUUAUUCUAUCUCUGUAGACAAUCUUAUUAAUAAGAUCAGAUGGAAAAAGAAUAUUUUUCCAGGAAACUAUAUUAUCAUAUUAUUCCAUUCUUCGUUUACUAGUUGACCAAACAAAAGAAAAACCCAAUAACCAAACACCGUGUACCGAGCACAAAUUAACAAUACCGACUUCUCAGCUUCAUCACUAUACCAAAACAGGUCUCAGUUGUACGGACCAAAUUAGGGAAAAAGAAAAAGAGAGAGAGAUUAUUCUCUUUUGUUAAUUAUUUAUAAGAAGAAAAAUAUAUACUAAUUAUUAUUAUUAUGGAAGGAGAAAGAUCAGGAUCAGUAGUGCCUAGUUACGAGCUUCAGGUGUCGUUUUCGGUGGCUACUCCGGCUCCAGUUCCGAUCCACGACAUGGGUUUUGUUCAGUUUGAAGAUCAUCAUCAUCACCAUGGCCAUCAUCACAAUGAUCAUCACAACGUUUAUAGCUUCUUGGCUCCCGCGUCUCAGCAAUCUUCCGGCGCCGGCGGAGGCCAGUUGUCGCCACCAUCGGCGGCUCAGCCUCUCUCCACCACCGGCUCGGCUUCGACUGCGGCUGCGGCCGGAUCGAACUCCGGCUUGGGGUUUUGCCAUGGCGACCUUGUUGGGAGUACUCGAGCUUCUUGGAGUAAUAAUAACGAACAUAUGGUGGGUUCGUUAGAUCCGAAGGCUGUAAAUGAGGAAACUUGCACCGGUAAUGCUAGCGAUGGUGGAAAUUCAUGGUGGAGGAGUUCAAGUGCAGAGAAAAACAAGGUGAAAGUGAGGAGAAAACUGAGAGAGCCAAGGUUCUGCUUCCAAACCAGAAGUGAUGUUGAUGUUCUUGAUGAUGGUUAUAAGUGGAGAAAAUACGGCCAAAAAGUUGUCAAGAAUAGCCUUCAUCCAAGAAGUUACUACCGUUGUACUCAUAACAACUGUCGAGUGAAGAAGAGGGUUGAACGACUCUCAGAGGACUGUCGUAUGGUGAUAACGACGUAUGAAGGCAGACACAACCACUCUCCUUCUGAUGAUUCAAAUUCCUCAGAACAUGAAUGCUUUAGCUCUUUCUAAUUAUCCAAUUAUUAAUAUUUAGAAAGAAUUUAAAGAAAAAAAAUUAAGAAUUCAUUGUAAUAUUUCAUUAUUACAAUGUGUUUAAAUUUAUUAAUUAGCUCUAGACGGUCUUUGUCAAUUUUAUAAUUAUUUUAGAGGGAUUGCCAUCGUCUUAAGUUAUUUGUUAUAUGUACCUUUCAAUGUAAUUAUUUACAAACACUAGCUAGCUAGAAGAAGUUCUAUAUAUAGAUAUAUAUA
Messenger RNA from Humulus lupulus (European hop), 1375 nucleotides. Its product is annotated as probable WRKY transcription factor 12. The transcript has 4 exons. Lineage: Eukaryota; Viridiplantae; Streptophyta; Magnoliopsida; Rosales; Cannabaceae. The record is from RefSeq and is a predicted model, not a curated record. Gene Ontology annotation, molecular function: sequence-specific DNA binding; DNA-binding transcription factor activity. The coding region runs from base 374 to 1138 and encodes 254 amino acids. Gene Ontology annotation, biological process: regulation of DNA-templated transcription.